UAUCAUUUCACAAUUGGCUUCUAGCCAGUUAGCCACUGAAUCAUUGCCACUGACUACUAGCUAGCAGUUUGGUUCAAAAGGAGAAGAAGUAUGUUAGAGGUUAUGAGAGUUGAACAAAUUUAAAAAAUAUAGUGAAUUUUGCGGGAUUUUUGGUACUGGGACUGGGUACUGGGUAGUUACACUUUCCAGUUUCUCUUCAAUUCCUUUAGAUAUGGAGAAAACGACAUAAUAUAUGUGAUAAUUGUCAUUAUUCAUGGUUUCAGCGAGUUCAAUAUGACUCUCACGAAUGAUAUAGAAGAAUGCUGUGUCCAUUUGGAAAGUAACAGAAUAACUGAUAGGAAAAAAUUCUGCAAUAAGUUGACAACCCUUCUAGAUAAUAAAGAUGUCAUUUAUAUCCUAAAUGAAGGCACAUCCAUCAGUUGGAAACAAGUUAUAUCUUCCUUACAAGAAUGCCUUAGGAAGGAUGCCGAAAAAUUUGUUGAGGAUGCAAAGAAAAAAGGUUGUGAACCAGUCCCAUCUCCGGCUUCAGGAUUGUUCAUGCAGGUCAUUGAAAUAGCAACUAGUCAAACUGACAAUGAAGUUGAUAUUUCUGAGUUGUCUGGUUACAUUAUUGGAUGCAUGAAGGACCAUAAAAUGAAAAAAUGCUAUGUCUCAAUUUUGAUGAACGUUCUAUAUAAAUGCAUUUUAGCAAAAUCCAAGUCGAGAGGCAAACUAGAUCAGAAUGAUUGGGGCGGGCUUUAUGAAUUUCUGAAAGAUUUGUGUUCAGAACGAAGCCAUGACAUGUUGACUUAUAAAUGUCUCAAUCUUUUGAUAAAAUGGGGUCCUUUGUCAGGACUUCAGGCAUCUGUUAUGAGAGAAGAGUUCACUUUCUUGACUAGAUUUUGUCAGUUGAUUUCUCAGAAUUCCCCGAAACCACAACAGGAAGAUACAUUGGAGAUUGCAAUAGAGUUUUGUAGACAUACUGCCAAAGACAAUCGAGUAUCCUGCUGUAAAUUUGGAGAAGAUGUACUGCCAAGUUUUAUACAGCUAUAUGAACUUAAUGGUAGAGAAGCAAAGAUUAAGGAGUUGCUUGUACAGUUUUCCCUUCUUCAAGUUAUAAUCCAUCAACCUAAUGGCGUGAAGGAGGGCCAUCAAGUCGCUUAUGCUUUCAGUUGGCAAUCAUGGAAAAAAUGUCUCAAGAUGAUCUAUGUUCUGCUCUCGAAAGAAAUAAAUUUUUAUUUUCAAUUCCGCCAAAAAAAUACGUCGUUCUUCAAAUCGCAAGGCGAAUCAAUGAUACUGACUGAAGAAUUCACCAUCCUAUUUGUGGAAAUCAGUCGAUUGUUGUUCUCCUGUACUGAUAUGGAUUAUACUAUGUCAUUAGACACAGACUCAUCACAAAUUCCUCAAAAAAGGCAAAAAAUUGAUAUUAGUCUUAGGUCAUACAUCACUAAUAUACAAGACCUGAAAAGUUGGUUAUGGAUACAUAUUGUGAAUUCAAUAAUUAUAAGGUACCCAGAUAUAAUCGAUGAUGAAGAUUAUUUGCUACUGUUACAAAUACUAUCAACCAUUCAAAUUGAAUCAAAUGAUCACAAUGUAAUUGAAAAUAUCUAUCAUUGUCUAACAACGAUGUUGAGUAUUCAUAGUAGGAAAAUGAAUAAUAUUGUUUGUCCUCCGGAAACAGAAAUAUUAUGGAAAGUUGUAGGAGAAAGUACUAUCAGAGCGUUUGCAUUGAAUCAGCACAAAGCAGUUACAGAAGUUCUACUGGAGAAACUAAUAAGAAAUGGUAUCGUCCAUAUAGACAAUAUUUUCCAGGCCUACACAUCUGGCAUAUUGAACAUCUCUCCACAGAGCAUAAAGACAUUACAUUCUGCUCUCGACUUCGCCAACAUUGAUCAGAAUGAGCAUUGCAGAAAGGAGAAUUUGAUGAAAUGUAUUUUGAACCCGCAGAAUCUGAAGGAUUACAAGUAUCUUCGGGAAAGUAGAACUGCAGAAUUUCUAGUGAAACUAACCUUGAAAGAGUGGCCAAAAAGCACUGAUACUGAUAAUGAAGAGAGUAAUGAAAUGUGGAAUGAGUACAAAGAUCUGAUAGAAAUUUAUCUGAAAACUAUGUUUGAAGACAAUGCAGUAGCCAGAAGAGACAAGGACAAUGUUAAUGUAGAAACCACUGAAAACAAUCACAGUAUGGAGCUAGAAUCAGCUACAUUAAUGACCAAUAUUUUAAAGAAUUUCGUACAAAAUACUUCUGACACUGAAGAAAUAUUACUAAGCUUUCUUAUACUCAUUGUGAAUAUUGCAAGCUAUGCUAUUGACUACGAUUUUCUGUCUGAAAUACAAAUAAAUGACUCUGUUUUCAUAGAUCUGAUAAACGAGAUUUUUGGGCAUGAGAAAAUAAAACAUUUUGAUUUAUAUAAAACCAAAAAUGAGCGUGAGGCUAAGAGAUUACUUGACUGCGUUGAUAUCUUGGAUACGUUGUUUUCCUUACGUAUAAAUACAUGGAUGAUGAAGAAACUAAAGAGCCUUGUACCACUUGAGUUUUUACGCUCUCUCAAUCUAAUUUUCAAUGAUCUCCAAGAGGAGCAAAAAAGAAAAUGUAAUCUAUUUUUUGAUAUCAAGAAAGGAAUUUUGAAAGUGUUAUCUACUUUCAGUUGUGUUCAUGGAGAUUUUUUGAACGAGAAUCAAAAAAACAUCCUAGAGGUCUUGUCAGUUCCUUCCUAUAAUUUCAAUAUAGAUGAAGACUGUACCCUGUGUUUGACAUUCUUGAGAUCCCUCAAAUUAGCAAAACCAGGUGUACUGCCCGAUAAUGUUCUCGAUAAUGUAUUAAAAUCCAUUCAAGAAUUGUGUGCAGCCAGAUAUCAGUACAGCUCUUAUGCUGUGGAGAUUUUGAAAAUACUAAAAGAUUUAUUUCCACAUUUUGCUGCUUCCAGUGAUGAAGACAAUAAAAAUACAGCAGUUGCAUUACUAAAACCAUUUUACGACAAUUAUCGUAACUAUGGUCCCUCCGUAGCAUUGAAUCUACUUGAUUGUAUGAAAAAAUUGUGCCAAAUAGAUCCUCAAUGCAAAUUUUCUCUUUGGUUCGAUAUUGAGGUUGUUAGAUAUGUACCAGAAUUUUUGAGCAGCGAUUUUCAAGAGGUUAGAUUCAAAGCGAUUGAUACCUUGGUAGUAUUUUUUUCGACGAAUUCACGUAUAAAACAUCUUCGUGACUUCCAUAGACAAGAAGAGAUAUUCGCCAAAAUUUACGAAAUGAGUAACAAGGUAUUUGAAGUUGGAGCAAUAAGUACUGAUGAGAGACGAACAGAUGAAGUUAUUUGUCGGACUGCCAGUGUGUUACACACAUUUUCUGGAAUAAUAAUGAAUGGCAAUAAUUGGAUAGAAGAGUGUCUUUUUGGUCUAAUGAAAAUUUCCUAUGAAAAAGGAAUCGAUUCCAUUGAUCGAAUACUCAAAGUUAUCAGCAAGCAUCUAUUGGGUGAUGCCAAUUCAAAUAUAAUGGAAAAAUAUUUGGAACGUCUCAUAGAAAGGUGGUUGAGGGAAGGUCUUCAAUUCGAUAAUUUUCAAUUCAAACUACUUAAAUGUGACACCAAGGAGGCUUUUUAUCUCAAAUAUUUCGAACUAUGUGUCCCAUAUUUGAUAGUGAGUGAUAAAAAAGAUCUACUUUCAGCAGCAAAGCAACUCCAAUGGACCGAAACUAAAGUUGUUGAGAAAACUGCUGCUAAAAUAUUUUCUAAGGCCAUCUGUAAUGACAUUGAAAACAUGGGAGAACAUCUUACUGAGCGUAAUAAAUCACUCUCAUAUUACUCAACGAUUGUGGGCAGUAGUAAUCUGAAACAGAUUCUAACCAACAAUUUGGAAACAUUGAUUCUAGGUGUACUAGAAUUCUUGACUGAUGAAAUUUACAUAAAAAACACUUUCGAAGAAAUAGUCAUAUUUCCUUCAAAAAACCUCAGUGUUGCUCAGCUGAAAACAUGCUUGACUUUUAUCGAGUCAUAUUUGUGUAAUGGCCAAAGUUUAGUAAAAUUCCUAUGUGAAACUAAUUUGGGUAAGAUGGAGAAAAUAUUGCUGGCUGUGAAAUUAGAUUUUCACAAUGCCAUUUCCACUGAAGAAAAACUCAAAGCUCUUCAUAGAUAUACCUUCUUUGUUACGAUUGUUAGUGAGAUAAUGGCAAAGAACAGCGAAUGGCAAUACUAUUUCCUAAGAGAUACCAUACACACAUUGAUAAAUAUUAUAGCUACACAAAAAGAUUCACCCUGUGUGGCAAGGGGUGCAUGUAAAUUUCUGAAUAUAUUCUUCAGAAAUAUAUUACCAUCGUAUCCUGACACACUAGGACAGUUCCUUACUUUUAUAGUGAACUCACUGAAAGUCUUUGCUGUGUCUCAGAGUGUGAUCUCCGUGGAUUGCAUGGAUGUUCUGAAUUUUUUGAUUGUGGAAAAUGCUUCCAAGUUGAUGAGUCAAAUUGAAAAAUUGGACAACUUUCCCAACCAUCAGUAUUUCCAGAAAAUCAGAACAGUUCAUUCCAAAAUACGUUAUGGCCAGAAAGACAUUUCGUUGGAAGAUGAAAUCAAUUUAUUUUUGAAACAUACAGAUAUUUCUACUCAGCAGGAUAGUUUAAUUCAUUUGAGGAAGAUUCUGUCUGAGCGAAAGAAUGAUCUUAAGGAAUUGUAUGAUAAACUCCAGAACAUUAGAGGUUUUUCUGAAGAUUGUGAAGAGAGCUCUUUGCACAGAUUGAUUUGUACUUUAUCCAAGUUCAGUUGUUCGAGAAAUCAAAACGUUAGUUUUGAAGCAAUCAGAUGUUUAGGAGAACUUGGGCCAGCAAAUCUACAAACACUAGUUUUGCAGCCUGAGAAAACAAUAUCUGAUUUGAAAUGCUCGGCUUUCGAGCUCCUUUCGGGACAUGUUAUAUCCUUACUGAUUGAAUACCUAGUUGAUAGUAACAUAAAUGUGGUGAAAACAGCUAGUGAAACAUUUUAUACUGUAUUGGACUGUAGGGAAGCAAGAACAAUUGCAGAAUCAAAUACAGAUUUUGGUAAUGGACCAAUCAAUAAAAAAUAUAUUCUUCCCUUUUACCCACCUAACAAGGCCUCUUCAACAUCAAGAGUAGCUGUGGAUCAAGAGAAGUUCAAUUCGAAUAUACCAAACGAUAGCUUGUGGUGUCCAAAAGAAAAAAGCAACCAUGAGAACUGGAUCAUAACACUAGUGUCAGAGUUAUUAGAUACAUUCACGUAUCAGUCAUACUUACAAAAGUUGAUACCAGUUUGCAAAGUGAAGUCUGAAUUUGCCGAGCAACUCUUACCACUCGUUGUCAAUAUAUUUCUCUCACUAAACAACAGCAGAAUCACCAACAUCUUACUGAAGAAAAUUGACUACUUUUUCGAUCAACAUUGGCAAUAUGCUGUACCAAAAUAUGUGGAACAAAAUUCGAUAACGCUAAAUAAGAAGUCUGUCAGAUGCAUGCUGGAAGUUGUGAGUUUCAUUAGGCUGCAGAGGAGUUUCAGCAGUUCUAAAUCCAAACCUAGUGGUGAGCUCAACAUCAACUACCUAAAAGUUGCCAAAUCAGCUGAAUUCUGUGCUGCUCAUUUUUCUGCUCUACUUUAUGCUGAACUAUGGUGUCAAUUAAAGAUAGAAGAUAUUCAAAACCAAGACGUCAGUUAUUGUGAAAAACGUUCGACAAUGUUGGACUUCAUUUAUGAACAUCAAGGGGCAGAAGUGGGUGAAGCUUUGCAAAAUAUAUUGAGGAAUGCAUACAAGUCCAUUGGAGAUUUAGAUGCCCUGCCAGGGUGUGGAAUAUCCUUCCUUCUCGAGCCUCAUUUCCGAGUAGAACACUACAAGGAAUUGGGAAAGUGGGAUCAAGUGACUCAGUUCUAUGCAAUGCAACUUUUCCAUUCUCAAAAUUCGCCUGCGAAUGAACUCAUGGAGAGUUUCAAAAAGAACAGCCUAUAUCAGAUACCUUUACUAUGUUCGAAUAAUUUAGAUUUAGAUUCUCAAUACGAGUGUAUGUGGAGAUUGGGACAAUGGACAAGUGGGGAAAAGCGGAAGAAUUCACCCAAGACUGUCUUAUCGCAGGAAGAUUUCGAGAAAUACAGAUACUAUUCUCUCAAAGCACUCCAUGAUAAUAACCAGUGCGCUUUUGAUGAAACAAAAAAGAACCAAAGCUUGUGUAUCAUCGAUCAUUUGAAGCACACCAGUUUAGAAAGUAGCCAAAGUUUGUAUCCAGUUCUCAUGCGCUUGCAGUCUCUUGUGGAAAUGGAAAAUUUUGCUGAAACAUCGACAACUCAGAGUAUCACGUCGAUCUUGACUAAAUGGAAAACGCACGACAAUCUUAUCGAAAAAAGUGAUUUUCAAUAUGUGGAGCCUAUUAUCACACAGAGAUUAGUUAUGCUUACUGAUUAUCUGAAGAAAAAUCACAAUGAUCAGUUGAAGGAUUAUAUAUGUGAUUUGAGUUUGGACUUUACAAAUUUGGCAAAAGAAGAAGGGCACUUUAAAGAAGGACUUACUAUUUUGGAGAAACUUAAGUACAUGUCUGAUAUCAGUGAGAAUGUCAGAACGAAAAUUCAGCUUUUAGAUGCACAACUAUCUUGGCUAGUGAAUAAUAAGCUUGUUGCCAGACAUAUACUGAAUAGGCUAUGCAAAAAUGAACAAAUUUGUCCAAAGUUACGUUCGAGAGCUUUGAAAUUGUCAGGGCAGUAUAUGAGUGAAACGCAUUCUGAGAAUAGAACUACCAUCAUUUCGAAGUAUUUUCUGAAGUCUAUCAAACUCAUGAGUACAACUAACCGAAAUGAGAAGGACAUCGAAGAUAUCAUGGAUACCUAUGACAAAUUAGCGUUAUUCGCAGAUAGAGAGUAUCAAAUGAUUAUGAUGUAUACGAAAUCCGAGUUAUUCCAAAGAAAAAUAGUCAAUAUGGAAAAAGCGAAAAGAGAAGCUUCCAAUAUUCAAAAACAAAGGAAGAGGACACAUGAUGAACUCAAAGCUGCAGCCAUACAUGACAAGCAAAGUAACAUAGAUGAAAUAGAAAUCAAUAAUACUAAAGUUGAAGGAAACCAAUUCCUUAAAUUGGCUUUCAAGUACUACCUCCUCACAUUGGUUCACAGUGAGGAUCGGAACAUCAGAAUUUUCCGUAUAAUGUCCCUCUUUCUAGAAAACCGAAACAACGACCAAAUAGCAGAUACAGUCGAAGAACACCUUCACAAACUACCUACGUACAAAUACAUUACAAUGUUGCCACAACUGAUACCGCACAUCACAGAAACAAACACGGACUUGUUCAGCCGGAGAGUGAAUGAAAUCGUGGAGAAAUGUGCUAUAGACCAUCCACAUCACACCUUACCUCUCUUGUUGUCGCUAGUCAAUGCCAACAAAGAUAAAGAAUAUAGUGGUAUGAAAGGGUCGGCUUCCAACACUUCUAAGAACGACAGUAGAGUGUCCACAGCCAAAAAUCUCUUGGCUAAACUCAAAAAGCGAGAGUCGUUGUGUGCACUCAUCGACAGACUUCAACAAGUUUCCAUUGCUCUAAUCGACUUGGCAUAUUAUAGUGAUAAAAAUAGCGAAAACGAAAGGGUGGCUCAAUUCAAAAUACCGAGAAGUCAGAAAAUUAUGAGUAUACAGAAUUUCGAUGAUGUGUUGCUGCCAACAUAUAAUUUGAAUGUUGACCCAUCAAAUAAAUAUUCUCGAAUUGUGGGAAUAUCCUCUUUCGGCUCCGUAUACCACCCUGUCGGAGGUGUCAACAAACCUAAGAAAAUAACCUGCCGGGGCACCGACGGCAAAGUCCACUCCCAGCUGGUGAAAGGCCAAGACGAUAUUCGACAGGACGCCGUCAUGCAGCAAGUCUUCAACAUCAUGAACAACCUGCUGUCCAUCAACAAACAAACGAAGAAAUUGCUGAUCAGAACGUACAAGGUCGUACCGUUAUCGAUGAGGAGCGGUAUACUGAAAUGGGUGGACGACAGUAUGCCUAUCGGGGAGUAUUUGGUAGGAGGAGAAAAGAAUAAGAUUGGGGCUCAUCAGAUGUACAGGCCCAACGACAAAUCGCCGGGUUCUUGCAGAGCUUCCUUCAAGAAUUGUGCAGGACAGUCAGCCGAGGCAAAACUGGUAACCUACAACGAGAUCUGCAAGAAUUUCAAACCAGUUUUCCAUAAAUUUUUCCAAACCUCCUUCCCUCAACCGACAAUCUGGUAUGAGAGGAGACGAGCCUACAUACACAGUGUCGCCACUACAAGCAUGUGUGGUUAUGUACUGGGAAUUGGUGAUAGACAUGUUAGCAAUAUACUCAUUGAUAUGACUACUGCAGAAGUAAUUCAUAUAGACUUUGGUAUUGCUUUUGAACAAGGAAGAGUUUUGCCUACUCCAGAGACAGUACCUUUCAGAUUGACGAGGGACGUAGUUGAUGGAAUGGGAGCUUCUGGAGUGGAAGGAAUAUUUCGAAGGUCUUGUGAGAAAACGAUGGAAGUGCUACGUCAAAAUUCUCAAACCAUCAUCACAAUUUUGGAGGUUCUUCUUUAUGAUCCCCUCUAUGCAUGGACGGUCACCUCUGCUGAAGCUAAUAAACGUCAAACAGAUGAUGAAAUUGAUCUGCGGAAUUUGUCCAAUAAUUUAUCUGAAGAAGAAAAUGUUACCGUGAACGUCACAGCAGAACGAGCUUUAUUACGACUUCGCGAAAAGUUGCAGGGUACUGAACUCGGCCAUCCAACGAGUAUCGAACAUCAGGUUGGAACCUUGAUACAACAAGCCAUUGAUCCCGCUAAUCUAUGUAAGCUCUUUGUUGGUUGGCAGCCAUAUUUGUAGGAUUAUAUAUAACAUUUCAGUCGUAAGAUAAAAACAUUCACAGUAUAUUUUUUUACAUUUAUUUUACUGAAGAUAUUAUUUUAACUUAUAGAUCUGUUGGAAAAGUCAUUCCAUUUGAUGUUGAAACGUUAACAUGUGUCUAAAUUUUAUUAUGAAAUGUAUCUUCCAAAUGUUAUCGUUUCACCGAGCUUUAAUUCCUAGAUUUUAUUAUGCGCAUAGUAAUCUGUCACGUGGUUUUCAAUCAUUGUCGAACACCCGUUACCUAUCUUCGUUUGUACGAACUUCAAGCCUUCAGCUUACAUGGUGCGAGAGAGAGAAGACAACCUAUCAUCUCUGGAGAACAUUUUGUAGAAUAAGUAUAUUAUGUUGUUAUUUCGUUGAAUUAAUUAUUCCAUGUAGUUUGUCAGUUUUUUAUUAGGUACCUACUAAAGAUGUUUCAACUAUUAAAUAAUACACACACCGGCACAAUUAGGGGAACGGGCAAAAUUUAAACUAAGUUUGAAAUCAAUUUUCUCUUGAUCCCAUCACUCAAUUUCAAUUUUUUGUUCAAGAAUUGUAGCUUAAUUCUCCACGAAUACAUCUGACAAAUAACCACCUUCGUGUUGUGACAAUUGUUCACAGUUUUACCUAUUGGUCAAUUGUUUGAAGACAACAUUGUUGUCAACAUUAAAGCAAAUUUUAUCACACCCUAUUCAUAAGCUUAUUUCUAUGUGUCUUAGAACAUUAAACCGAUAGGUAAAUAAAACUGUGAACAAUUUUCAUCUCAAAAGUAAAAAUCCCCACAGAAACAAGUUGAAAAAAGUUUACACAUGAGGCGAUUUCGAAAUUCAAUAAAUUACCAGAUGAUAUCAAAAACAGCCCAAAUAUUAUGCAAUUCAAAAAUAAAGUUAAGAGAUAUAUUUAUAUGCAAAGGAAUGAUCAAAGCUGAAAGACUAUGAAUU
This is a messenger RNA of Phaedon cochleariae (mustard beetle), 9689 nucleotides long. Lineage: Eukaryota; Metazoa; Arthropoda; Insecta; Coleoptera; Chrysomelidae. The record is from the annotation of a GenBank genome assembly.